AUGAAGACGAUACGCGCUGUGACACUAAAGGCUUUCGGCGGGGCAGACAUGCUGCAGGUUUCACAUAUCCCCGAGAUCACCCUGUCGCGCCCCAAUGACGUCCUCAUCCGAGUGAUGGCGGCUGGUGUCAACCGCGCUGACAUAUCGCAACGCCGCGGCCACUACCCGCCGCCGAAGGGCUGCAGCGAGAUUCUGGGCCUCGAGGUUUCUGGAGUGGUGGAGAAAGUGGGCGACGCUGUGACUCGUGUCAAGGAGGGCGAUCGCGUCAUGGCACUUCUCAGUGGCGGUGGCUACGCUGAGCAGGCGGUUGCCCACGAGGGCACUGUCAUGAAAAUCCCAAAGGGAUACUCCUUUAUCGAGGCUGCAGCGAUUUCUGAGUCGUACCUCACCGCCUGGCAAUCGCUAAAGAUUCACUGCAACCUGCAAGAAGGGCAAAAAGUGUUGGUUCAUGCCGCUGCCAGCGGUCUUGGAGUUGCCUCUAUGCAGCUGGCAGAUAAGUUCUUCGGUGCGACAGUUGUUGCCACCAGCUCAGCAGAAAAAGUGGAGUUCUGCAAGAAGUUCGCAAGCGUCGCGGUCGACAGAGCGCCGGAUGAGGGGGGGAAAUGUUUCGCCAACAAAGUUCGCAAUGCCGUGGGAGACGAGAGUAUCAACGUCAUCCUCGACCCAGUUGUGGGCGGCACGUACUUGGCGGAGGAUGGGGAGGUGCUGACGGAGGACGGCAAGGUUGUGCUCCUUGCAUACAUGGGUGGGCCGAAGGUUUCCUUCGACAUGAUUCCAUUCUUUCGAAAGCGCGCCGCACUCAUUUUCACAAAGCUGCGGAAUCAAACAGAUGAGUACAGGGGUGAACUGGUGGGGAGUUUCGAGAAAGAGGUGAUCCCAUACUUUGAAGAUCGUGUGAUUGCACCUGUCGUGCAGAGUACAUUCUCUCUCGAGGAUGUUGCCGCGGCGCACGAUAUCAUGGAGAGCAACAAAACGUUGGGAAAGAUCGUCCUGAAACUGUAG
Molecule: messenger RNA, 1002 nt
Organism: Trypanosoma grayi
Lineage: Eukaryota; Euglenozoa; Kinetoplastea; Trypanosomatida; Trypanosomatidae
Product: putative oxidoreductase
Exons: 1
Coding region: 1-1002 (333 amino acids)
Molecular function (GO): oxidoreductase activity
Source: RefSeq, a predicted model, not a curated record